UACUCUCUCGUUGUCGUCAUAUAUAGGAGAAACGGCGCUGGAGGAAAGCCGAAACGAAAAGGGGCGCAAGAAGGAGAACGGCCCAGCCCCUUCAGGCUGCAGUACAUGUCAUGAAAUUUGUUUGCGGCGCGUGAUGUGUCAUUUCCUGCGUGCACCUGAACGUCAUCGGUGAAUCUUUGCGUUCAGCUUUUCUUUUCGCCUUAGACACGGGAGACAAUAAGACCUUCGGAGGAUCGGCUGCACGGGUAACGUUCAGCGAAAAUGUCAAGUUCGUUGAAGCCUUAUCUCACAGCGGUGAGACGUACGUUGACUGCUGCCAUGUGUCUUGAAAAUUUUUCAUCUCAAAUUGUUGAAAAACACAACAAGCCAGAAGUAGAAGUACGUGCUAGUAGGGAAUUACUUCUCACACCAAUAUUAAUUAGUAGGAAUGCCAAUGAGAAAAUUUUGAUCGAGUCUAGUAUAAAUAGUAUGAGAAUAAGUAUAGCUGUAAAGCAAGUGGAUGAUCUAGAAAGAAUUUUGUGUCAUAAAUUUACAAGAUUUAUGACUAUGCGUGCAGAAAAUUUCAUGAUUUUAAGGAGAAAACCCAUAACGGGUUAUGAUAUUAGCUUUUUAAUUACAAACAUUCACACAGAACAAAUGUACAAACAUAAAAUUGUAGACUUUGUUAUUCAUUUUAUGGAGGAAAUUGAUAGAGAAAUCAGUGAAAUGAAGCUUUCAAUGAACGCUAGAGCUCGUACAUGUGCUGAAGAAUUUUUAAAGAGGUUCUAGUCCGAAGCUCUUCAAUAUUGAGGUUCAAAGAAAUAAGAAUGCAAUUAUAACAUGGAUGUAUUCUGUUAAGAAAACCACCUAUCGUCUGUUAUCUAUCUCUGGUUUCAUGCAUUCUGGAGUAGUACCAAACUUUACCUUGUUAUCGCUGUUGGUAGUGCAACAUAAGAGUGGAGAUAAUGUAUUAAAGGAUAAAAAGAUAUGAAUUGCGGGUGCUGUAAUGUCUGUUUCACAAAUACAAGCACAAGGAAGUAUAAACAUGUAUGAAUGGAAAUUUUUUUUAUAAGUGUGUAAUAAUUUUAAGUGAAUGAUGGGUUUUGAUCAAAGUUUUGCUUUACCGACACUUUUAUUGUUGCAUUUUUCUUAAAUAAUUAUUAUGUGAGUAAACUUGCAAUCAGCUUCCGUUUUUAAAACACAACAAUUUUGGGAAAAAUUUGUUUUGUUUUAAAAAUUCC
This is a messenger RNA of Ceratosolen solmsi marchali, 1220 nucleotides long. It is a transcript of the gene Arpc4, whose product is annotated as Actin-related protein 2/3 complex, subunit 4. The transcript has 4 exons. Lineage: Eukaryota; Metazoa; Arthropoda; Insecta; Hymenoptera; Agaonidae. Gene Ontology annotation, biological process: actin filament polymerization; Arp2/3 complex-mediated actin nucleation. The record is from RefSeq and is a predicted model, not a curated record. Gene Ontology annotation, cellular component: actin cytoskeleton; Arp2/3 protein complex. Gene Ontology annotation, molecular function: actin filament binding. The coding region runs from base 262 to 768 and encodes 168 amino acids.